AACGAAAUGGCUUCCCCUGUUAGUCCCAUCUCCCUCCCUCCCUAUCCCCAGCCGCACGUGGCCAAGACCACGCCCUCGUCCUCACGCGACGCCGCGAGCCACCACUUGAUGUCAUACUCUGAUCUGGAGCACGUCCGCACACUCGCAGACGGAUGGCAACGUUCUCUCGAUGUGAGUAGGCAGGCCACGGGAGAGAGAGGGCGGCAAGAGGGAUCACCGAGAAACUCAUGCGGAUUUGCUUGCCUGGUUGUUUGUUUGUUUGUGUCAGACGUGCAUCGAGUACUGGGAGGCGGGUCUGCAGGAGGAGGCGGGCCAGAUGCUCUCCAAGACCAAACAGGAGAUGGACUUGUUCUUCGUAAGCACCCAAACACACACACACACAACACACCACACAAGAGUGAGCACCUGUUGCUGUUGUGCGUUAAUUGCGCAGGAGGAGGUGACGAAAGCGACACCGUGGGAGCACGUGUCGACCCCCAAGAGCGGCGUCAUCAUCGAGGACGCCUCCGAAGACAAGACCAUCCGCGAGUCCAACACCUGCCGAUACAUUCUCAACCUAUGCCCCAUGCCACAAGCGGCAGACGGGCGACGCCGUCCCAGGGGCGGCAAGGGCCCACGGGCGAUGCACCCGGUCUUCCAGGACGAGGCGCUCGUGGACAUCCUCAGUGCCCUCUGCCAGCGGCUCAAUGCUUGCCCCGUCCUCGCAGAGAUCCGCCUUGCGGAACAGGCAGACGAGGAGAUGCUCCUGGAGGAGGCCAAGGCAGGCGUGCGCAACGAGGAGACCCCCGAGACCGCCGACACGCCGUCCCAAUCCUUUGUGGCCGAUGGGGCGGGCGGGCCGCCAUCGCCGCAGCUUGACCCCUUUGGAUGGGAUCACCGGAUGUGCGAGGCGGAGAGCGAGGCAGAGGAGUUCCGGGAAGGCGGCUUCCGGCUGAUUCGGCCGAUCCGCGGGUGCGACGAGGACAGGGAGCGUCGUGAGGGGUUGGAGGAUCUGGAGCGGCUGAUCGGCGAGGUGGAGUGGCUGCUCGAGGCGGAGCAGGUGACGCUGGCCUACAAGCGGCUGCAGGCCCUCAAGCGGCGGACCGUCGAGCACCUCAAGAAAACGGGCGGCGGCACACCCACCCCCUCUUACACCUUCCUCUCGACGAGCCAUAGCCAGCCGCCCUCGCCCACCCUGUCAUACGGCCAUGACGGAUCCCCACAGCACAGCCCCACCCACCACGGCAGCACGCGACGGCGAAGGCCCAACCUGCGGUCGCAGCUGGAGCGGCUGGGCGUGGCAGGGGCGCACAGGAAAGUGCUGGACGAGAACACUGUCAAGAGGCUCAACUACCGGAUGGCCCGCAUCGAGGGGGUCAACGAGCUCAUGAUGGCCUCGCCAACCGACCAGGCUUGGCGGGCCGUCUCCCACGACGCAUACGACUUCAGGUGAGCAAGAGAGAGAGGAGAGGAGAAGACACAUCGAUGACAGGGAUGGGAUGGAUGUGCCUGCUGGGCGUCCGUCCACUCUGUGUGUAUGUUGGGUAUGUAUGUUGCAGAUGGCGUUUUGACGAGGACGGGACGGCGAUAAUGAUGAUUGAGGGUGUGCUCAACUCGGACCUGUUUUCGAUCAUGUGUCUCAUCUACGAGUGCGACUACCACAACAAGUGGCUGCCAUUCCUCACCGAAUCGUCCACCUACCACAUAGUCGGACGCCUGCAACAAAUCGUGGUCCACGGGUCAGUGAGCCAGCCAGGCCACACAGACACACGCACACCCACCCCCUCCAGUAGCGACCUGCCUGCCUGCCUGGCUGCUUGCCUCAAUCAGAUAUGCGCUGCCGUGGCCGUUCGAGCCGCGUGAGGCCGUGGCUUAUGGGUUUGGCACAAACGCGCUGGAGGACCCCGACUUCCACUGCGUCAUGGUGGUGGCGUGGAGCGUGCCCAACGAAAAGACCUACUGGGACGCACCGGUGCCUGGCGCGAGGGACGGCGUCAUCAGAAUGAAUGUGUAAGCCCUUAAGGCACGACAAGGAAGGCAGUGAAGUGAGUGAGCAUUGCACCUCCACGCCUCCCUCCUCGUGUGUGUGGGUGUUCAGUGAGCAUUUUGCGUACUACUUUUACCCCGAGAGUGAGAAGUCGACUCGCAUGAAGGUACUGCUCAAGAUCGACCCCAAGAUCGCAUUCGUCCCACUGUGGUAAGUGUGGGCAGACACACACAGACACACAGACAGACACACAGAGAGGGUCAGAGAGCAGACUGAGACGCGCCAGACCUCUCUGUCUGGUUUGUGUGGCUGUAUGUGUGUGCAGGUUGCAGAACUACAUAGCCCGCUUCAUCUGCCAGUGGAUGUUCAGAAACAUCCUCAAGUACGUGGCCGCGCGCAGAGAGGCUUCCAGGAACACAUACGCGCCCACAUGUGUGUCUCUGUGUGUCUUUUUUGUGUGCCUCUGUGUCUUUUUCCCUGUCUGCUAUAUAUAGGUGCAUCAAGAACUUCAAGGGCAGCGUGUGGGAGAAGCGGAUGAAGGAGCGGCCAGAGGUGUACGAGUGGAUCAGGCGGGAGGUGCAGAAGUUCUACGAGAGCGACACAUUCAAACAGAGGAAAUGUGCGGCAGCCAGCACAGACACCAAGGGCAAAGGGGGCAGGUAGGAAGGGUUAUAUUAUUGACGGAGGAAAUUGACCAACCAAGGAGGGAGUGAGGGAGGGAGGGAGGGAGGGAGUGGGUCGCUGGUCGGUAGGUCGGUGGGGGGUGGGUGGUUUUCCUCCUUUCAGUUCGUUUCACACACAUUCCAUACGCACACUGCUGCUGGUUUUGAUGAUGAUGAUGAUGAUUUGUGAAGGUUGCGUGCCCAUCCCCAUCCUUCCGUCCAUCUUGAUCAAAGUGCUUUGUGUGUCCCAUGGUGCCUGCCUGCCUUCCUGCCUGUUCGCACAGGGGUACCACUACAGUUGCUACGCGCCUUCUGGCCAGCUUAGCUGUGAGUGGUACGCUUAUGACCGACCCAUCCAUCAGAUCGACCGAUACCCAAUUCAUAGAGUGAGCCUUUGCUUUUGCCACGUGUCUGUCCAAGUGAGUGUAGUGUGCCGGUUCAGUCGUGUUGCGUUCGUUCGUCGUGCUGCGGGGCUGUCAAGCGUGAGUGCUUUGUCUCACCUUUUUCAAUGCCUGGAUGCCACUGUGAAUGGAUGCAAUGAUUGGAAUGGAAUGGAAUGGGGUGUAGUGAAGGUGGGUGAGGGAGAUGUGAGAGGGGGGCUGUGCGGGGUGGGGGGAAGAGGCUGUGUUGUGGUAUGGUGAGACGGGGUGGUGGUCACUUGAAUCUGCGAGUGAGCUAACCAGCCAGCCAUAGUGGGUGGACGCGAUGCAGUGUCGAUGGAUGGCAUGGGUCUGAAUUUAGAGUGUGUGACGUUGCGUGGGUUCAGUCGUUCCCUGGGUCAAGGAAGGAAGGAAGGAAGGACGGACAGCCAGGCAGUGUUAGACAGUCAGCCAGGUCCGGUCUGCUUGCUGUGUGCGUCGUUUUGUAUCUCAUGACAUACAUGCAUGUAUGUUCGAUCGACAUGGUACCUAUCGAUUUGUGCACUGUGUGCAAUGCAUUGCAUGUACCUAUCAAGAUCGGAAAAAUACCUGUCUGACAUGACAGCCAGC
Molecule: messenger RNA, 3617 nt
Organism: Vitrella brassicaformis
Lineage: Eukaryota; Vitrellaceae
Source: the annotation of a GenBank genome assembly